Messenger RNA from Euleptes europaea (tarantolino), 2084 nucleotides. It is a transcript of the gene KHDRBS2, whose product is annotated as KH RNA binding domain containing, signal transduction associated 2. Gene Ontology annotation, molecular function: poly(A) binding; mRNA binding. Gene Ontology annotation, cellular component: nucleus. The record is from RefSeq and is a predicted model, not a curated record. The transcript has 9 exons. NCBI's taxonomy places the organism in Eukaryota, Metazoa, Chordata, Lepidosauria, Squamata, Sphaerodactylidae. Gene Ontology annotation, biological process: regulation of alternative mRNA splicing, via spliceosome. The coding region runs from base 33 to 1079 and encodes 348 amino acids.
GGCAGCUGAUCCAAAGCCCACCCGAGAAGACUAUGGAGCAGGAGAAAUAUCUACCCGAGCUGAUGGCCGAGAAAGAUAGCCUGGAUCCCUCCUUUGUUCAUGCGAUGCGCCUUUUGGCGGAAGAAAUUGAAAAGUUCCAGAGUUCUGAUGAGAAAAAGGAAGAUGAAGAGAAAAAAUACCUUGAUGUCAUCAGCAAUAAAAAUAUAAAGCUGUCCGAAAGGGUAUUGAUUCCUGUGAAACAGUAUCCAAAGUUUAAUUUUGUGGGCAAAUUGCUUGGUCCAAGAGGAAAUUCCUUGAAAAGAUUACAAGAAGAAACAGGGGCCAAAAUGUCUAUCCUGGGAAAAGGUUCUAUGAGAGACAAAGCAAAGGAAGAAGAAUUAAGGAAGAGUGGGGAAGCCAAAUACGCACACUUGAGUGAUGAACUACAUGUAUUAAUUGAAGUGUUUGCCCCACCCGGGGAAGCUUAUUCACGGAUGAGUCAUGCCUUGGAAGAGAUUAAAAAAUUCCUUGUUCCAGAUUAUAAUGAUGAAAUUCGUCAGGAGCAAUUGCGGGAAUUAUCAUAUUUAAAUGGUUCAGAAGAUUCAACUCGUGGACGAGGCAUUAGAGGAAGAGGGAUCCGGGUUCCUCCCUCUGCUCCCUCAAGGGGACGCGGAGGUGCAGUUCCUCCACCACCACCUGGACGAGGAGCUCAAGCACCAAGAGGAACCCCUGUGACCCGAGGAGUACUUCCAGUACCACCUGUAGCCAGGGGUAUUCCAGCCCCUCGAGCAAGAGGAGUUCCGGCAGUACCAGGUUACAGGCCACCCCCUCCCCCAGCACAUGAAGCCUAUGAAGAAUAUGGUUAUGAUGACAGUUAUGGGGGUGAAUACGAUGAUCCAAGUUAUGAGGCAUAUGACAAUAGUUAUGCUACACAAACACAGAGUCUGCCUGAAUAUUAUGACUAUGGUCACGGAACAAGCGAAGACGCUUAUGACAGCUACGCACAAGAAGAAUGGGCCAUAACCCGUCCAAGCUUAAAGGCACCACCUCCCAGGUCAACCAGAGGGGGUUACAGGGAACACCCCUAUGGUAGAUAUUGAAGGUCCUCCUCAUCUGUGACCUCAUCUUAAAGACAAUUAAUAACCCAUGGUCUCCAAGUAAACAGCAACAAGACAAGUAAUAGCCCAUUUCUUUUCUAUCCUAGGAAUUACUGCUAAUGAUUACUCUAGAUAUACUUCUUGUGUUUCUACAUUGGAGUGACACUGGCAUUAGUAUUAUUUUAUAACAUGGACUUGACAAGACCUUUGGCAAGCAUUGUCUAAACCAUCCAGCAAGAUGAUGUUCUCUUGAUUGUGCCUCACUGUUGUGUGUAAUUUUAAAGCAAAACAGGGGGAAAAAAGCAUGAAGCAGUUACACACCAUGCAUCUGUCCUGUUCCCCCCGAUGCUACUAAAGCUGAGUUUUAUGAUAAUCAAGGGUUGCUAAAAAUGUAACAUGACCUUUUCGAUCCAGAUGAUAAUCAAUAUGUAGAUAAGAUGUUUUAAUCUGUCUUUUUAAUAUAUGUUAGAUAGAUUUAAGAUGUUCAGUAUUAAGUUUGUAAAUUUCAUUCUAAAUGCUGUUUUAAUGGGGUUAACAACAAAGCAGCUACUGUAUGUAUGUAGCUAACUGAACUUGUCCAAUGUUUUAACCUGUAUUUGUUUUGGUUUUUUAUUUUUUAUUUUAUUUAAAAUCACAUAAAGUUCCAUGUGUAAGCUUCUCUAAAUAGGAACCAUAAUUUUGUCAAACAUGUUUGCCAUAAUUUGUCAAUAAAGCUGAAAUCUUUUGUAAGAAACUAAAUUUGGGAUGACGUGUUUUUAGCUUUAAAUGCCUGCUUGAUUUCUUCUUCAAGAGAUGCCUAAAAUGUUUUUGAAUAUAAACAAAUUUUUCCAAAAAAAUCUAUAAAUGAACCCAAGUUUGUUUUAAGAAUAUGUGCGAGACUUUAAAAGUUGUAUUAAUAACUUAUGGUUGUUAAAUAAUUUAAAAGCUAACAAACUAAACUGUGAAAUGAAUCAUGGAUAGCAGACACUAAUGUAUAACAUGUUAAUGGAAAAAAAUGGCUUUAGAAGA